GGCAAAAACAAAAAUAUGUAAAUCUCUUUUGUUGACUUUGCUGGACCUUUAUUUUUGCCAAGUUGAUACUAAGAUUUUGAUACUCUACUUGGUGUGGAUUGUUCUUAAACUCAAAUUUUGAUUCAUAACUAGAAAACCAAGAAUUAUUGCCUCUAAAAUCUACUACAUAUCAGUUUAUUUUCUAAUGGCUGUUGGCAUGAAUGAUCUGUGCAAUUGCAAUACUUAAUCCAAGAGCAAGUAAAAAAGAAAAACUUCUUUUAUAGUGAUUUUUGCACCACCGAUUCCAACUAAUGGUCUCGAUAUCAUUUCGACUUCCGUCCGAUAAAGCCACGUGACUGAUAUUUACAAGAAUGAUUCACGUUCGUGCUUUACCCGGUACGCCAAAAUCAAAAUAUACGGUUCAACAAUUAAUUGAUAUUUCCUGUAAAGAAGCAGAAAUUUACAAGAAAUAUAAUGUGGAUGGCAUACUUAUUGAAAAUAUGCACGAUAUUCCGUACAUUUUACCAGAUCGGUCAGGACCAGAAGUCACUUCAGUUAUGACAAGAAUAUGUUCAGAAAUUAAAUGUCUUAUUUCUGAUAUCCCUUGUGGAGUACAGUUAUUAGCUGGUAAUAAUGAAGCAGCUAUGGCUGUAGCAUUAGCAGCUGGAUUACAGUUUAUUCGUGUCGAAGGAUUUGUAUUUGGACACCUUGCAGAUGAAGGAUUUAUUCAGGGAUGUGCGGGUACAUUACUUCGACAACGGAAAAUUAUUGGCGCCGAUAAUAUACUUGUAUUCACCGAUAUAAAGAAAAAACACUGCUCUCAUGCAAUCACAUCUGAUUUAAAUACAAAAGAUAUUGCUAAAGCCGCUGAAUUCUUUUUAAGUGAUGGAGUCAUUUUAACUGGAAGUACAACUGGUGACCCUCCUUGUCCUAAUGAAGUAUCUGAUGUUCUGCAUUCCAUUUCUAUUCCUGUGAUAUUGGGUUCAGGAAUAACAAUAAAUAAUAUUCAUCUUUAUAAUUCUUGCUGUGGAAUGAUUGUUGGCUCCCAUUUUAAAAUUGGAGAUAAUUGGUCAAAAGCAAUCGAAGAGAAUAAAGUUGCUAAAUUUAUGGACAAAGUUAAGAAUUUAAGAAGAAUCUAAGUUCUAUAUUUUAUGCAUAUAUAAAUUGUA
Molecule: messenger RNA, 1148 nt
Organism: Centruroides sculpturatus (bark scorpion)
Lineage: Eukaryota; Metazoa; Arthropoda; Arachnida; Scorpiones; Buthidae
Exons: 8
Coding region: 351-1118 (255 amino acids)
Source: RefSeq, a predicted model, not a curated record